AUGUCAUCGAUCGACGUUAAAAUCAGUCAAAUAAACUCAGCAACAUCAAUAAUUGUACUCGUUUUAUUAUGUAUUGCAUUUGCAAUAGGUUCAAUUGGUCCUCUAUUUAAUGUAAUUGUAUUUACUCGACCAAAUUUACGUCGUGAACCAUGUUCACUUUAUUUUUUAUCAUCAACAUUUUUCAAUUUAUUUUUCGUAUUUGUGAUUAUACCUGUACGUAUUCUUUCAAAUAGUUUUAACAUAUCUAUGUCUAAUUAUAAUGCUGAACUUUGUAAAAUAGAAAUUUUUGCUUUUUACUCAGUACGUUCAAUAUCUUGUUGGUUAAUUGCAAUGGCUUGUAUUGAUAGAUAUUUACAUAGUUCAGCAAAUGCUAAUAUUCGUCGAUUCAGUUCAUUAAAAACAGCAAAAAUAAUAAUUGCAAGUAUCAUUAUUAUAAUUCUCAUCUUAUACAGUCAUAUGAUGGUUUAUUUGAAUAUACAAGAAACAUUGAAUAGAUUUGGAACUAUUUCAUAUUCAUGUAAUUUUUAUAAUAGUACUUAUCGUACAUUUAUGUCAUUUUGGUAUAUGACAUUCUAUUCACUUUUUCCAUCAUGUUUAAUGAUUCUAUUUGGUUGUUUUACAAUGAAUAAUAUACGCAAACGUCGUCAAAUUGUUUCAGUAUCAAACGAAAAUAAUAGAAUUAUUCGACGUACAGAUAAUCAAUUAUUACGUAUGUUAGUAGCUCAAGCACUUGUGAUCAUUAUUACUACUUUACCACAGACAAUCUAUCAAAUUUAUGCAUCAUUUACAAUGAACUUAGUUAAAGAUACACUUCGAAUUGCUCAAGAAAAUUUAGCCAAUAAAACAUCGGGUGGAAUGACAUAUUUUUGUCAUUCGACUAGUUUUUAUUUGUUUACAUUAUCAGGUAGUAUCUUUCGCAGAGAACUUUACAAAUUUAUUUCACAAUGCUGUCAUCUCAACCGAACUCGUGUGGAUACAUUUCGUUCUGAAAUGAAUAAAAUGCCAACUUUAACUAAGAAUCGACAAUUAGCUGGUAUAAAAAAUACUCUUGUGCGACAAUCAUAA
Rotaria sordida is the source of this 1065-nucleotide messenger RNA. The record is from the annotation of a GenBank genome assembly. NCBI's taxonomy places the organism in Eukaryota, Metazoa, Rotifera, Eurotatoria, Philodinida, Philodinidae.